GUGGCGCCGCCGGGCCCGCGGAAGUGACGCCCGCCCGCCCCGGAAGUUCCGCCGCCGCACGGGGUUUCUCGUGCUGCUCGUGCGCGGCGCUUCCUUUCUCAGCCGACAUCUUGGAGGGGCAGCAUCCGCCGCCGCACCAUGCCGCCUAAAGACGACAAGAAGAAGAAGGACGCGGGCAAGUCCGCCAAGAAGGACAAGGACCCCGUCAACAAGUCCGGCGGCAAAGCUAAGAAGAAGAAGUGGUCCAAGGGAAAAGUUAGAGACAAGUUGAACAACCUUGUCUUGUUCGAUAAGGCCACCUAUGACAAACUGUGUAAAGAAGUACCUAACUACAAGCUCAUCACACCUGCAGUUGUCUCAGAAAGACUGAAGAUUCGGGGUUCUCUGGCUAGAGCUGCUCUUCAGGAACUGCUUAGCAAAGGUUUGAUCAAGCUCGUGUCCAAGCACCGAGCCCAAGUGAUCUACACCAGAAACACAAAAGGUGGAGAUGCGCCUGCUGCUGGGGAGGAUGCAUAGGAAGGUUCUCCAGCGAUCUCUUCAACAAUCUAUCAUAUGUAGACACGCCAAAUAAAAUUGUUGAAAUAA
This is a messenger RNA of Dromaius novaehollandiae (emu), 585 nucleotides long. Its product is annotated as small ribosomal subunit protein eS25. Bases 139 to 516 code for a protein of 125 amino acids. NCBI's taxonomy places the organism in Eukaryota, Metazoa, Chordata, Aves, Casuariiformes, Dromaiidae. The transcript has 5 exons. The record is from RefSeq and is a predicted model, not a curated record. Gene Ontology annotation, molecular function: structural constituent of ribosome. Gene Ontology annotation, cellular component: cytosolic small ribosomal subunit.